Messenger RNA from Vombatus ursinus (common wombat), 8758 nucleotides. RefSeq names its product transport and Golgi organization protein 1 homolog. The transcript is spliced from 32 exons. The record is from RefSeq and is a predicted model, not a curated record. NCBI's taxonomy places the organism in Eukaryota, Metazoa, Chordata, Mammalia, Diprotodontia, Vombatidae. Bases 30 to 6641 code for a protein of 2203 amino acids. Gene Ontology annotation, molecular function: protein binding. Gene Ontology annotation, biological process: endoplasmic reticulum to Golgi vesicle-mediated transport; vesicle cargo loading; protein secretion. Gene Ontology annotation, cellular component: endoplasmic reticulum exit site; endoplasmic reticulum membrane.
GCCCCAGCCCCAGCCCCAGCCCCGCCAACAUGGCUGCAGCGCCGCGUCUGCCCUUCUGUCUCCUCGUUCUACUCUUCUCCUCUGGGCCGCGGCUGGGUCAAGCGAACCGAAGCGGGGACCGGCGCUUCGCGGAGCUGAAAAGCUGCUCGGACGAGGAGUGCAGCAUGUUGAUGUACCGGGGUAGAGCUCUGCAGGAUUUCACAGGUCCAGACUGCCGAUUUGUAAAUUUCAAAGAAGGGGAAGCUGUGUAUGUCUAUUACAAAUUAGUAGGAAGAUCACCUGAACUUUGGGCUGGAAGUGUUGGCAGUGUUUUUGGGUACUUUCCCAAGGAUUUAAUUGAAGUAAAUCAUCAGUAUUCUGAACAAGAAUUAGAACUACCAACAGAUGAAACAGAUUUUGUUUGUUUUGAUGGAGGAAUGGAUAAUUUUGACAACUAUGAUGUUGAAGAUCUUUUAGGAUUUUUGGGAGAAACUGUGAGAGGCAAAGGUGAAGAUGAAUUGAACACUUCUGGAACUGAAAGCUCUGAGAAACCUACAGAAGAAAUAGAGGAGGAACAUCCUAAGAAGGUGAAUAUUGAAGAACCUCUUGAAGUAUCCAAGGAUGGCAAUGAUGAGCCUGAAACAGCAGUGGACAGCAAAGUUCUUGCAAAUUCGGAAGAAAACAGCUUACCGUCUGAAAAUACUAAGAUUCUAGAGGAAGAAUUUGAAACACAGAGGCCCCCAGUUAAUGUAAAUAGUCAUGUAGAUAAUCCUCAGGGAAACCAACCCUUCCUUGAGCCCUUAGAAGAAAUGCUGCAAGACAAAUUAAAAGUGCCAGAGAGUGAGAAUACCAAAAACAUCAACAUUUAUCAGCUUUCUAAGGACUGGGAGGAGAUUGAUGCCUAUAAACUUUUGCAAAAGGAAAUUAAUUUGGAUUUGAAAACAAAAUUUGGCUCAACUGCAGAUGCACUUGUAUCUGAUGAUGAAACAACUAGGCUUGUUACUUCAUUAGAAGAUGAAUUUGAUGAGGAAUUGGACACCGAUGAUUCCAAACUUGAGGAAGAGGACAAUGAAAGCUUUGAUGAACCACCAUUACUAACUUUUACAAAUGGAGAAGAUGGGAAAACACCAAGGAAGACAGUAGUUGAGAAAUAUUCAACAGGUGAAAAUACGGAAGGAGAUCCUGAUGAAAUAGCUCAGCUUAGGACUGAUGAAAAGAAUGAUAAAAACAUACUGAAAACCUUAGGAGAUACUAUUUUAUCUAUUGUUGGUGGAGGUGAAGAAGAAAGAGAUGCCACAGAUUUGGAUGGCUCUGAUUUAGAUGAAAAAAAGGUAGAGGAUGAUGAAAAAGUCCUGACUAGUAAAUGGGAAGAAGACAGCACUCCUUUGACUAUGGAAGUGCCUGUAACAAAUCAUGACAAAAACCUAGACGAUGCCCUUGAAAUUGGCAUGGUGACUGAAAUUAAGGAAAAAAGCGAGAGAAUACCAUCAUCCACAGAAGAAUUCAUAAAGAAUGGAAUGGAAUUAGGGGAUGAAGACAUUUUUAUAAAAAGCCCUACUCAUGAAACUGACCUUAAACUUAAUAAUCCUGCUGAAAUAAGAGAAGACACUUUAAAAUCACUCCUUAAUGACAUGGGAGAUGACCUAAAGGGAACUAUUAUUCAGCAGCCCACAAAAGGGGAAAAGUCUGGAGAGAAGGUUUUAGAUGACAACUUAGAGAGUGAUCUUGUACAUAAAACUCUCUGGAAGAAAAUGAAAGAGAAAAAUACUGAACAGAAAUCUAUAAAUAUUAAACCACUGUUAGAAGAUGAACAACAAAAUGCAUCCAAAGGAAAUGUGGAUAUAAUAGUUAUUUCAGAAAAUGAACAAGAGCAGAACAUGUAUCCAGUGAAGAUGCAAGGAAAGGAAUCCAUGCAGCCAGCUGGGCUUAAAACUCAAAAUCAAAUCAAUAUUUCUUCUGUAGAUCAAACUGAUUUAUCAAGAGACAAGGUGGAGGAGAAUCUUAUGUUGGAAGAAAAUUUAAUGGACCAGCGGGAAAAAGAUAUGAAAACUGAGAUUAGCAAGAAGCUGGAUGAAAAGAUCAGGCAUUCUGAAAGAGAGAUUCCAGAUCAACUUUCCAAAGAUGGAAGCAAAGAAAUGGAGAGCACGCAAAGUAAAGACAAAGAUAUUCCUAAGGAUGGAGAAACAAAUUAUUUCAAAGAAAACGUGGGCCAACCCCUUAUCAUAGAGACAACAGAAUUCCAGACAGAAAAGGCAGAAGCUGAAAGUGAUGACUUCUAUACAACUGAGGAUUUGUUAGAAGAUGAAAAUGCUAUUAGCGCUGCUGCUAGUGACCAGAGCAGUAGGAUAAAUGCUGAUGUGCAAAUGAGAGAAAAAGCUACUUCAGGAGUCACUAAUCUGAUUCAUACCAUGGAAGACACCAAAGAGAAAACAAGUAUGAUUUUAGAAACUGAGGGAAUAGAUAGCAGCUUGCAAGAGUCAGGCAGGACUAUGCCUAAAGAGGUAACUGCAAAGGUUGGAGAAUCUGUUAAAAUAGCUGUAGAGCAGCAAGAAAAAAAUCCCCUCAAAAAAGAUGAAAAAUCCACAUCCACUGCAGUUAGUGACUCUUUUGGCAAGGAUGAAAACCAGGCUCUAGAUUUAGUUGAAGAGACUAAUUACUUUGAAAAAGAAGAUGGUCCGAAAAACAAAAAAGACUUCGGCUACACAGAAAGGUCUUGGCCAGAUGAUUUCUCCCAAGAGGACCGUGAAUAUUCACAGAAUUUCACUGAUACAGAAAGCCAAACAAAUCAGCAAUCUGAUUCUACAGAGCUUGACGAUAACUUGGUAUAUAAAAAAGCUGUAAAGUUAGAAUAUAGUGACACAAUAAAGCAACUGCCUAUCAUUAAGGGCUUUCUUGAUGAAAAACGAGUAGAAAGAUUAGAAAAGUACCUUGGGUCUGAAAAUGUCCUCUUAAUGGAAUCCACAUUCCAUGACAUGGAAAGUAAGCUAGAGCUUACUCAGAAGGAGAGCCUGGCAUAUAAUAUGGAAAAAGCCCUGGACGAUGUCUUUCGCUCCUCAGAAUCAAACAUCCUUGAUAUGGUGGAGAAAAUGUUAGAUUCAAGAGUGGUAGAAAACAAGGAACUGGGCAUGAAGGAGAUAGACAUGUUUGAUGAAGAGGCUGCUCUGCUGGAUGAUAUUCAGGACCUGAUCUAUUUUGUCAGAUACAAACACCCUUUGGUAGAAGAGAGUGUACCACUAGCAGUUGCUGAGCCUCCAGAACGAAGUUCUGAGAUGCCUCUUCCAGUAUUUCCUGUAGAACGAAAAACAGAACCCAAAAGAGACCAGGGAAGAAAGUUUUCUGUGAAUGAAGGGGAUACGUUGGCACCAGAGGAAAACAAGAGGCCGCCAGAGAGUAUACAAAUAAAACUUCAUAAAGUGGAAGUACCAGAGGAGGAUAUGGACAUCUCAGAAAAGGAUGAUCUUUUGGAUUCAGGAGAGAUCAGAGAUAUCAGUGACUCAGAAGAUGGACUACUGGUCAAAGAGUCCUCACCAGACCAAAGUAUUGUGGAAGAUUUGGCUAGAGGAAUGAUUUCAGUAGAAGAUACUCCUUUGGAUACAAAACAACAUGCUCUUGAAAUAAUUUCCACAGAAAAAACUCCUUUAGAUACAGAACAACAUCCUCUAGGAAUGGUUUCCACAGAAGAUACUCCUUUGGAUACAGAACAACAACUCGAAACAAAUCCAGAGGUGCCACCGAUUCUUGCAGCUAUGAGGAGUGCAAGUCUUGUAGCAAAAGAAAGCAUGAAACAAUAUACUGAGAUGUAUAAAACAAACACGUGCAAAGCAACUGUGUUUGGCGCUAACAAAAAGACUCAAACAGGCCCCGUCCUCAAGGAGCUUCUAGAGGGGUGGGUGAGGAGGAAGCGCCAACAAGUGCCUAAGGCGUUGGAGCGCGUCCAUACUCUUCUGUUCCGCCCCCUGGGUUCCAGCUCUCUGAUUGGCUCUUCAAAUGGCAGUUUUUUUCUUCCGCUCCCCCUCCUAGUCUUCCAGUUGGUUUCUUCUGCCCGGACCUGGCCGGCCCCUCCCCCCUCGAACCGGUUUCCUCCGAGUGUCGCGCUCUUUGCCUGGGACGCUGUGACUGCGGCGCCAAGUGCUGACGCCAUAGUGGGAAGGGGCGGGGCCAAGACCGGCUUGGGGUCAGGUCCGGUCCGGUUGACGUGUUGUUGCUUGGGGGAGGGAAGCGAAAGGUGGCAAAGUUCACUCUCCGGGGGCUUACCGUGCUCCAGCCUCACCGCCGGGGCGAUGGAGACGGCGACCGCCCCGACUGGGCCGUCGGCCGCCACUACGGGGACCCCCGAGUUGCUGGGCCCCGUGUCCAUGUUGUACGCCGCCCUCCUGGCCAAGUUUCUGGAGUUGAUUGCUACAUUACCUGAGGAUAUUCGACCUGGUGCUGAUUUUCGUGGAAUGCCCUGGGAGCCUAUAAUUAUUACAGUCUUACUGGGAAUUGUUUCAUUUGCCGUUUUCUUCUGGAGAACUCUCCUUUCAGUGAACUCUAGAAUAGUGCCUGUGACUGAAAAACAGCUUGCUGAGAAGAUUAAAACUCUUUUACAAGAAAAAACAGAGAUUUUAGAAAAGAUGUCAGAAUAUGAUCAGAAGAUCAAAAAAGCAAAGGAGUCGGUAAAGGAAACCAAGAAACAGAAUAUUAAUCUUUCUGAUGAAGCAGCUGGCCUUAAGGAUAAAAUCAGAGGGCUUGAAGAAACAAACCAAAAACUGGAUGACAAAGUGAAAAAUCUCAAUUCAUUGUUGGAAACUGAAAAGGAACAGAAUGUAAAGAAACAGGACAUGAUAUUGGAAACUCAGAAAUCAAUAGAAAAACUACAAGAAGUUAUUACAAUGCAUUCUGUUGAACUUUCAGAGGUGCAGAUAGCCCUUAAUGAAGCUAAGUUCAGUGAAGAGAAAGUAAAGUCUGAACUGCAUCAUGUGCAGGAAGAAAAUGCACGACUCAAAAAGAGAAAGGAGCAGCUGCUGCAGGAAGCAGAAGGUUGGAGUGAGCGACACACUGAACUCAGUGAGCAAAUCAAAUUAUAUCAGAAGACUCAGAAAGAUAGUGAAGAAGCCCUUGCUUACAAAGAGAAUGAAAUUGAAGUUUUGACUAAUUGCAUUAUGCAGCUGAAACAACUUGAUCUUGAUUCUGAAUCUGAGCGCAAAAAUAACGAAGAAGGAAAUGGAUGGGAUGACUUAGCCAAUGGAGAGCUGUCAGAUAAAAUCACCUCAGAUAAUCGGAAUGAGAAGAUGAAGAGCCAGAUUAAACAGAUGAUGGAUGUCUCACGGGUUAAAACUACAUUAACAAUAGUUGAAGAAGAUAGAAACCAAUUGCAGUCCAAACUAAGUGAUGAAAUAAAAGCUCGGCAUGAAUUGGAAGAACAAAUUAAGAAGAUGGAACAUGACUCCUCUUCUCUGCAGUCAGCCAAAGCACAGUUAGAAAAUGAAUGUAAAACUCUGCAACAAAAAGUGGAGAUUCUCAAUGAACUCUACCAGCAGAAAGAGAUGGCUCUGCAGAAGAAGCUCACUCAGGAAGAGUAUGAAAGGCAAGAAAAGGAGCAGAAGCUCACUGCUGCAGAUGAGAAGGUCAGCUUGGUUGCUGAAGAAGUGAAAACGUAUAAGCAGAGAAUUCAGGAGAUGGAGGAUGAAUUACAGAAAACAGAGAGGUCAUAUAAGAAUCAGAUUGCUAGUCAUGAGAAGAAGGCCCAUGACAACUGGCUCAUUGCUCGUGCUGCAGAAAGGGCUCUUGCAGAGGAGAAGAGGGAAGCAGCCAACCUGAGACAGAAAUUAAUAGAAGUGAAUCAAAAGAUUGCAAUGCUCCAAAGACCAGUGAUUGUAAAGCCAACUCCAGGAAGACCUGAUCAUCAGAUUCCCCCACGGAGAGGGCCCCUCAGCCGAGACGGCUCUUUUGGUCCAUCCCCUGUGAGUGGUGGCGCACCCUCCCCGCCACUGAUGAUGGAACCACCUGUACGGUCAGUCUCUGCUACUCUUAACCGGAGAGAUGUACCUAGAAAUGAAUUUGGAUCUGUGGAUGGGCCUCCUCUUGGUCCUGGUCUGAGGAGGUCAUCUGAAGUAUCUGGAAGAACAUCUGCCUCUGAUUUGGGCCCUGGUCCAGUCCCUUUGAUGAAUAGUGGCCCAAGAAGCUCUUCUCCCUCAACAGUGCUGGAUGGCAUGGUUAACACUGGUCCCAAAGGCCACCCACCAUUCCCAGGAAUGCCCCUCAUGUCACCACUAGGAGGACUUGCACCACCACCUCUUCGGUUUGGACCACCUCCUCCACGAGGCCCUUAUGGGCCUCGACCUCUUCCUCCACCUCUCGUUCCUGUUGGUCCUCCACCUCCAAGCUUUCGGGAGUACUUACAUGGCCUUCCACCAGGAGCAAGGGACCUACCUCCUGACCCUCGAGAGUAUAUACGUGGACACCCACCUUUUGAACCUCUAGGCCCUCCUGGCCCAAGAGAGUACCUUCCUCCUGGCCCACGAUUACCGCCUCCAGCCCAUGGUCCAAGGGACUACCCACCUCCACCUUUUACAAGAGACUUGACACCUUCAGGUUCUAGAGACUAUGUCCCUCCUCAUCCACCUCAUGCCUCUCAAGGAAGCACACAGGACUAUAUACAGGCUCCAGAACAGAGCCCAUGACUUUAGCCUUCAAACUGAAAAAAUGGGACUGUUGGAACUUCAUACAGGUGAAAGACUUCAUUAGCUUCAAAAUAAAUUUUACUUUAAUUUCAUGAUUAGCUUCAUAUGUAGGUUUGUUUACUUUCUAUUUUUUGCAGGACAUUUUUUUUCCAAUUAAGCUGCCCCUGGCAUCAUUGUGCAUUUAUGAGCCAAACUAUUCAACCUCUCCAUAAUCUGAGAUGCAAAAAUAUAUUUUUUGCCAUGAAUGAGGACCUUUUAAGCUGUAGCUUUUUGCAGCUCUUUAAAUGUGCAAUACAAAAAUAUACCUGUGUUUUAGUUUUAUGUAAUUGAUGAUUUCAAAUGUCAUAAAUGUAAUCAGAACAUUUCCUGUGGAAAUACUUUAUUAAAAAAGGUUAAGCACUAUCCCUACUGCCUCAUUUUCCCUAUUAUUUUGUUAAACUGUUGUUAGUGUAGACCAUUCUGCAACAUACAUAUAUAUAAUAUAGUUAUUACGAAGGGACUGUGUGGAUAAACUUGAUUCUUUUUAAAAAGAUCUGGUCUUGAAGUCCAAGAGUAUAAACAAUUAAUCCUAAAAAAAUUUACUAAUGUAGUAAAUUAUUCUUCCCCUUCCGGGACUCUUGGGAAGAUGAUUAUUUUAUUAGUGCUGUAUAAACCAUCAUCCAAAGAAAAAAUUUUGUUAUUUCCAAGUAAUUCAAUUGGUUGAAAUGUUGAGAUUAAAUUCUAGCGUUAAGAUUCAAUUCAAUAUUGUGGCCUUUUGGAAAUGUGAGGGUCUAGCAGUUAAGGAAUGAUUUAAUAUAGGUUUCAAAGGUGUGGAUACUUAUCCCCAUUUUAAGACCCACCCAUCUGUGUUGCUUUUAUCCGAUGCUUCCUAAUAUUGCCUACUUCAAACAGGCUAAUAACAGCCAUCAUUGAAGUAAGAGUAUAAAAGUAAUUUUGGACUUAGCUGGCAAAAUUAUAAAGGAAAAUUCAAAUUAAACUAUUAAAAGUUUUAUUUAAGCUGAGAUAGGCUUUAUCUUCUCUCCCAUAAUCAAUAUAUUGCAAAAACCUCACUUGUGUUAAGAUAGAAUUUGAUUUUAAUCUAAGUGUGGAAUUCAUUUUCUUCCUGAACAUCCCUGAAUAAUAAAAAAGAACACAACUGUGUAUUAUUGCAAUUUAAAUAUUUCUUCCACAGUGAAGGCUGUUACAUAAAGGGCAUAGAAGUUGUUCUUAACAUGGUUAAGACAUUAAGGUGGACAAGACUUAUCAAUAUCCUUUGAAUUUAUUUGUAUUUCUUUUUAUAAAAUUGAAAAUAAAGAUUUCUCUGCAAACUGUCCUCUUCUUUGGUAAAUACAGGGUGUUAUCUUCAUUUCCUUCAGCACUGCAAAGAUGUGGACAAACACUUCAGGAGCAAAUUAUAGAUAAGCAGUGCUGGCUAACUCUAGAUAGCAAGCAUUUGUUGGGCCUUACAGACAGACUGAUAAAAAUACAUGCAAUGAUUAUAAAUAAAUAAGUGUUCUUAAGCAACUUCCAUCUGUUCAGGUUAAUAAAUUUCAACCUGAGAUUUAUUUAGAUUCGAGUUAAUGCAGUUAAUUCUAAUAAAUCCUAUUUAGAACAUUUUUUAGAAGAAUAACUGCUUAGGGAGAAGGUGGUGUUGGAUAGCAGGAUUUUGACUCGGGUCUUCUUUGAUUCCACUGCUUGCCCUAUAUACAAUAAGCUACAUUCAUUGAACAGAAUACUCAAAUCUGAUCUUAUUUUGGAUGUUUCUUCCAACUAUACAGAUCAAAACCCAUUUUAUGUGAUUCUUGUCCAUGUCCAUCAUGAGUUUGCCACCUGGAUGGGGUAGAAUCUACCCCUAAGUUUGCCAGUAGAAGCAUCAGCCAUCCACUGUGUUGGACACAAUUAUAGAUGAAUGUCAUUUGAGUCAUAGAGUUGCAUGAAUAAAGUGAAAAAUUUUCCAGGGUCCCUCUAGAAUCCUUUCAUGCUUUCCACACUUUAUGCUGCAAAUGGAAUAACUUUUUGGACUGAAAUCCAUUUUUAUAAAAAACAUGUGUUUGUUUCUAGGGCUAGGGGGAAGAGGGAGGCCAUGUUUUCUGGAUGAAAAGAAUUCCUCCCACAGAAUAAAGACAUAUGCAUGUAAA